Messenger RNA from Prosopis cineraria, 855 nucleotides. RefSeq names its product probable BOI-related E3 ubiquitin-protein ligase 3. Gene Ontology annotation, molecular function: ubiquitin-protein transferase activity. NCBI's taxonomy places the organism in Eukaryota, Viridiplantae, Streptophyta, Magnoliopsida, Fabales, Fabaceae. The transcript is spliced from 2 exons. The record is from RefSeq and is a predicted model, not a curated record. The coding region runs from base 38 to 751 and encodes 237 amino acids.
UUCUCUCUUUCGUAGGCUUGGGACUUGAGAUCUGGCAAUGCUCCUGCUCUUCCGCAUGGCCAUUUACGUUGGGUUCCCACAAACUUCACAGGACUUCCUUACAUCCCAUGCCGCUGCCUUCCCUCCCCCUCCCCAAAUACAACCACAACACUGUUACAAUUACAUGCAGAUCCACCCCAACAUGUUUCUCCUCGAUCACCAGCUUGAUCAUUAUAUCACAUUGCAGGGUGAGAACCUGAGCAUGAAAUUGCAAGAGCAGAGGAAGCGACAAGUGGCGACGAUAUUGAGCACCGUGGAAUUGAACGUGCGAGAUUCGAUGGGUCAAAAAGAUGAAGAAAUUGCUAGCGCGGCAAAGAAAAGGAUGGAGUUAGAAUGUCUUUUAGACAGACUAGAAGCAGAGAAUCAGGCAUGGCGGAGAGCUGCUGUGGAGAGCGAAGCCUUGAUAUUAUCCCUGAAUAACUCUCUGGAGAAGAUGAAAGAAAAAGCUCACUCUAGUUUCAACAAUGUAUUGGCACAUGACGCACAAUCCUGCUGGGACGAGAGCGGAGGAGAUUACCAGCUGAUGGAAGGAGAAGAAGAAGAGACAGUGGGAGAGAUGACUGCUUGCAAAAGUUGUAAGUGUGGGGUGUCGAGCUUUUUGUUCCUUCCUUGCAGACACCUUUCUUCGUGCAAAGCUUGCGAGCCUUUUCUCCAGGCUUGCCCUGUCUGCACGAUGCCAAAGAGGGCCAGCAUAGAGGCUUUGAUUUUCUAGGCUUAUUUUCCGGGAAAAGUAAAUACAUGUACAUGGCAUGAUGGCAACCACCGAAAAGAACAGAGAAUCAUAUGGAUGAAUCAUUUGAUCAUAAAUUUCCUUUU